AUGGCCGCGCUGCCGCUGCCCGCGCGGGGGCGGCGGGGGGCGCUGCGCGCGCACGAGCCGGAGCCGGGGGAGCCGGAGCGCAAGCGAGCAUGCAAGCCAUUACAAACCAUUCCAAAUGAGGCUGAUGCUCGCCUCAUUGAUUGUGCCAUGGAGCCGGAUUCUAAACAGAAAAUCUCCACUGACUAUGGUCCUUGGGCUACAAAGACAAAGCAAAAUUCAAUGAUUUUUGAAAACCAUGGAAGCAGAGGUACUGCCCAGCCUUGCCCAAGAUGUAUUGCUGGAGAAUCUGGACACUUCAAUCAUAUCCUGGGCUUCUAGAAAUUGAGAGACGGCAGAUCAGCAGGACUGCUUUUCUUUUUAAAUUCUAAAGAGGCACCUGUGAACCCUGUACAGCUGGAUACCUGUACAUUCACUCACGGCGUGGAUUUGUGUGUGGUAUUCAGCAUAUAGCAGUCUGCUGUAUGUGUUACUCUUUCGGUGCACAAUUACAGAUACAAUUGUUUUUACACUUGAAAAAAUGCUUCUGCUUUUAAGGUAGCUCAGUAUAUGUUAAAAGAAAAGUUGAUUUAACGUUUUAGAAUAAUUAAGUUGAUGUGGCCUUUGGCCCAGUCUUCACCUGGGACUGGGCCAAAGGUCAUGUUGACACAAGAGAUUUUCCUGUCUCUCUUGGGUACUUUCUCUGAUACUCUUGGAAAGCGGUCCUUGCAUUUACAUGGGUACAGGGCCUG
Molecule: messenger RNA, 728 nt
Organism: Gavia stellata (red-throated loon)
Lineage: Eukaryota; Metazoa; Chordata; Aves; Gaviiformes; Gaviidae
Gene: C9H10orf143
Product: chromosome 9 C10orf143 homolog
Exons: 4
Coding region: 1-318 (105 amino acids)
Source: RefSeq, a predicted model, not a curated record